AUGGCUGUCCUCGUGUUCUCUGUGCUCGCUGUGCUGAUGGUGGCCGGUGGUGCGGAGGCGUUCGGCCCCGGGUACGACUCACCACCCGUCUACCGUCAGAAGAGCAGUCUUCAGUCACGGCGGCGUCCGUUCCAGUCCACCCUGAAGCCGAUCUCGCCGUAUGACGAUCCGCACCACGUCUACCCUCCGAGGCCGUACGUCGACCUCCCACUGAGGAGUUACCGAGAGUUUGAACACUCUCCCGACGAACUGCGGCGCCGGCCGUCGUACGGAGUCUCGCCCUACGAAGAACUCCUUCGAUCACUCCUCGGUGACUAUCCACGUCCUUCACAUGACGACUUUUCUCGGUUCCCCUACAGAGCGUAUUCUAACCGGCUGGAGGACGUCCUUCACGCACCUUACGCACCAGUCCCUCCAUCGUACGCCAGCGAGCUGUACGAGCUCUCCCGCUCCGGAAAAUACCUCCCACCUUCUCACAAAAGCCCCGUCCCUCCACCCAUCUACCCCACCAAGUAUCCUCAGCAGCCCAGGACGAGCUACAUCAAGCCGCCGGUGCUGUACCGGCCUUCCAACAGCACCACCACCACCUCCAGGCCAUACUCCUUCAGUUACGACCUCGUGGACGUCCGCGGCAACGACUUCGGCGCAGCCGAGGAGUCGGACGGCCGUCAGGUGCAGGGCCAGUACAGCGUGCUGCUGCCCGACGGCCGGCUGCAGACCGUUUCGUACGCGGUCGAGGGCGACUCGGGCUUCGUGGCCGACGUGCAGUACGAGGGCGAGGCGAGGUUUGUCAAUGAGGAUGGCGAGGAGGAGGGUCGCAGCUCGGUGAAGAUGGGCCGCGGACCCACUGGUGGGUACCGAGACAGCCACCACGUGUAG
Molecule: messenger RNA, 879 nt
Organism: Amphibalanus amphitrite
Lineage: Eukaryota; Metazoa; Arthropoda; Thecostraca; Balanomorpha; Balanidae
Exons: 1
Coding region: 1-879 (292 amino acids)
Cellular component (GO): extracellular matrix
Source: RefSeq, a predicted model, not a curated record